Molecule: messenger RNA, 4263 nt
Organism: Myxocyprinus asiaticus (Chinese sucker)
Lineage: Eukaryota; Metazoa; Chordata; Actinopteri; Cypriniformes; Catostomidae
Product: AT-rich interactive domain-containing protein 5B-like
Exons: 10
Coding region: 122-2704 (860 amino acids)
Biological process (GO): regulation of transcription by RNA polymerase II
Cellular component (GO): nucleus
Molecular function (GO): transcription cis-regulatory region binding
Source: RefSeq, a predicted model, not a curated record
UCACCAAAAAAGACUAGCCUUUCUUUCAGCUGCGUUUUAUAUGUAUGUGCCGGUGCUGUUAGUACCCGGCUGUGUAACUUGAUAGGGGGCAUCGAGAGGGAUAAGGGAAUGUUGAGUUGCAAUGGAGCAGAGUGCGAUACAGUGGUUAGGUGCUCCCAGCUGCCUUCGGGGCUCCUUUGCCUUUUACAAGUCGGUGAGUUGCAGGCAGGAGUCAGGGGCUCCUUCUCAGGUCUGGAAGCUCGGAGAGUUCUACUUCAUCCGCUGUGGCCCUCAGGAGCCCGUGUGCAUAGCAGAGGUCACAUUACUGUGGGAAGAUCAGACACAGCGCCUCCUGCUGGCCAGUUCUAGACUGUACUUCUUACCUGAAGACACCCCAAAAGGCAGAGCGGUGGAGCACGGAGAGGAUGAAGUCCUCGCUGUGUCGAGAAAGAUUGUUGUGAGAGUGGAGGAUCUGGUAAAGUGGACCUGUCAGGAACCGCUACAGUGGAAGCGCAGCAGUCAAAACGUUCAUGGGCCUCAAAAGACUGACUCACAAGAUGCUAUUUAUCCACAGGGAGGGAAAAGUGAGAGUAAUGAUGAGUCGACUGCAGUACAGCAGAAGGUUAAAGUUCUUAGUUACCCUCAGUAUUGCCGCUUCCGUUCCCUGCAGAGACGUGUCCCGGAUCAGGCCUGCUGCGCUGGUCUGCAGGACCCUCACCUGCUAGCUCUGGGGGGCAUUAAAGUGGCCCUCAACAACACACGGGUCCUCUAUUGUCGAGAUACCUUCAACCACCCUACUCUAGACAGCAAUGCUAGCAUACUGACACAGAUUGGAUGUUCCUCUCUGAGUCUGAAGGGGCGACCUCGUAAAAGAAGAGGGGAUGGCUCUGAACAACAAAACCAUAACCAUUUAUCAGAGUCAUGGAUGGAAAGGAUGAAGGAAAAUGUGAUGGGCAGUGUAGAAAUGCACUGGGAUGGUAACUGGCUCCCACACCCAGAGGAGCAGCUCUUCCUGGAUCAGCUACAUCUCUUUAUGGAGCGCAGGGGUUCCCCCAUAAGCAAAGUUCCCAAUCUGGGUUUCAAAAAGAUCGACCUGUUCGUCAUGUAUUCAGUUGUGAAAAGGCUGGGAGGCUAUGAGAGGGUUACAUCGAAGCGUUUGUGGAAGGCUGUGUACAAUGAGCUGGGUGGAAGUCCAGGCAGCACCAGCGCUGCCACCUGCACCAGGAGGCAUUAUGAAAGGUUGAUGCUCCCUUAUGAAAAACAUAUAAGGGGAGAAAACUCAGAACUUAGCAAGCCCAUAGCUACACCAGUUUCACCCACCACCAUCAAAAAGUCUGUAAGGGGAAAAGGGUUGUCAGCCAGCUCAAAAAAGAAUGGGGUCACUAACCAGGCUUCACCACCAGAUGGUGUUGUUGUACGUAAAAGAGGACGACCACCUGGCAAGCGGAAUGCUAAAGUUCUGCCAAAAGGCAGAGUUGGAAGACCACCCUUGUACCCCAAACCUCUCCCUGAGACCACAGCAAGACCCCAUCAGGAGCUCCAGCCACUGUCUGUUUUCCAGGAAAUAAAGCUUAGUAACCACCAUCAUGUCCACGGUCUAUCCCCCAUGUCCUCUUCCCCUGUGACCCACCAACUCGUACUUGGACAAGAUGUGAAGGUGGAGACCGUAGAACCUCAAGUACCCUCAUUUAUGUCUGCUCCGGUCAAGAUGAUGGCAGGUGGUUCCCUGGAUGGAUUCAGUCCCACCAAAGGACUGUGUCCGUUGGACCUCUUCCGAGCCCGCCUGGGCCUCAGUGGAAUGAGCAAUCAUGAGGUAACUCCUCAAGAUUCUUCCACACCCCACCAGACAAUUAUAGUCCAUCAGCCCAAAGUCAGCACGCCUGAGACCCCUGAGAACCUUCAGCACCAGUGUUCAGGGUGUAGCUUGGAUACCUCAUCCCAGAAUGGAGGUCUCGCAAUGACCAGAGCUCCCUUGCCACCUCUCAGGAUCCUUCCGCUCAACAUUGGCUGCAGUCUGCAGUUGCGUCAACUGAUGCGCACACGCCUUGGGUCAGUACACAUGAACUCGUUCACUAAGCGACUCUCAGAGGUUCUGGCACAGGAUCUUAGCAAGACCUCUCAACCUAACGGAAACCCCCUCGGGAUUCCUCAAGAGCAAUCGCUCCCACUCAACCUGAGCAAAAGAACCAUCACCAAGAGGUCUGCUGGAGACAUGGAGCUGCAAAACUGGGAAGUGCAGUCAAUGACCAAGAAGCUAAAGGCGGAACCUGAGGUUCAUGGUGUGUCGCUGAAGUGGAAUGGCACGUCCCUGCUGGUUCCAAUGACCCAAGAUGAGCCGGCUGACCUUAGUUCUCCCUGCAGGGCCAGAGCUCUGUAUCAAGACAGGACAAGUGUGGCUCUGAAUCUCCCCGAAGCCACUUGUUUCUCUUUAAUGCCCAAACCGGAAGUCCCCUCUGAAAAGCCCUCCAGUAUGGGUGCUUCUCCAGAAACCCUACCUUGCAUUUAUCCUUUGAAACAAGGCGAAGACAAGGCCAGUAUGAUCGCAAUGACAAUUAAGAAUGAACCAGAGAUUACAUCUUUGGAUCCAGAUCUAGAACCUCAAUCAAACCAUGACCUCUAUUCUCAACGUAUACCUACUGAUGAUGUCAAAGUUGAGUCGGACACAGUUUCCUCUCUCAAAGUACUCUCUAGUUCACUCCUUUCAAAGCCAUCACAAAGUUGUUAGCAUGCAGGAAUGGGAGAGCGUGACUGUGACCUGCAUCGCCAACUCUUGACGCUAGGGAAUACUUUGUUUUUCCAUGUGCCGCUCCAUCGAGCACCCAGCCUUUCAAAGUAUACAGUACACUUGACUGCAAGCCCAUACGGAUGUUUUAGACGCUUGUGCACUAUGACUGCUUUGUGAUACUCUUUUAUAACAGUCAUCAUUAGGCUCAUGCGCAGAUGUCACGCAAAAACAUAGGCUGUCCGCGUGUCUACAAAAACUAGGCUGUACGCAGACAGUCCGCACUUACUCUGCUGAUUAUGAAAUUCUCAGUCGGUACUGCGGAAAACCAAAGUAUACUCUGGCCUUAUGUUCUUUAACACUCCUUUCUCUUCUGCCAUUCUUAUGAUUGACAGCACGUUUGUGUUGCGUAUGAUCAAAGAGACUGUUCCUGCAGAUGCAUUGUUAUCUGCUCAGUACCUGCUUUUAAAACACUACUAAACUUUGAACUGAUGCAGGUGUUCAACCAAAGAUAAUGUGCCUUGUACAACUUGAUUACUUGAGUCUGCAUUUAAGUGCAAACAAAUGCUGUAGGUAGUGGAUCAUCAAGUGGCCAGCCAAUAAAGGGCGUUUUAUAUCAUCAUUCUAGCCUCAAUGUAGAAGAUUUGGUGAGCCACUGUAUUUUUUAAUGCUCAAAAAUGCUUUGUAUUUUAACAGCCUUCUUAAUUUGUGAAAUCGCAGUGUCAUUUUGUGGGUGUAGGUCAUAUUUGCAGUUAUUGUUUAUCUGUUCCACUCCUUAAGAUGGCAUUGAUUUCUUGAGAUUUAUCUCAAUUUUAAUUUAAUGUUCUUUAGCAGCGUGGGUUUUCUCCUUUUUUUUGUGUGUAUUUUGUGUCUUCACUAUUUAAGAUAUGGACACAAGGUCACCUCUCUGCUGGAUCCUACCGUAUUUUCCUAGCUACUUGUUUUAAAACUGUACUGUACUGUUUGUAAAUUAUGUGCAUAUUUUGGGUCCCAAUGGAAAUUUACAUUUUUUUUUUUUUCUUUUUAAAAUUGCAUUAUAGUCUCAUAUUGUAGCUAAUUAAUUUUGGUUUUCCUGAUAAACAAUUGGAUGGUUUUCCAUAUACUUCAAUGAUGUGUUGACAGAGAGACUGAUGUAGAAACACAUAUUGUGAGGAAAUGGUUAACUUAAUUUGCUUUUCACUCCUUGCAGACAGACCUCUCUUAAUGCAAUAUAUUUCACAGGUUUACAGAUGAUAAGUUAUUUUUAAUAAUUUACAAUCAAUUUCCUAUAAUGAACAGUAAUUAAUUCCUUGUGUAAAGCACAAUUUAUGGUCCUUCUUUAUUAAUCUAUUGGUCUUAUUUUUUCUUCUAAUAAUUUCUGUACUUGAAAGUCAGCCAAACAGAACGCUAAUCCUUAUUUAAUGGUGUAUUUAACUGUCAUAGUACCACCAGGUUACAAAAAGUAUUUUUUCCUUAUUUUGCAUGCAUAUGCUAAUGAAACAUGGGCUCUGUGACAGAUUGUCAUUGCAGAUACAUGUUUACACACUGAAUAUUUAUAAUUAAAAAAGAAAAUGCUAUUCUGA